Haemonchus placei is the source of this 246-nucleotide messenger RNA. NCBI's taxonomy places the organism in Eukaryota, Metazoa, Nematoda, Chromadorea, Rhabditida, Trichostrongylidae. The record is from the annotation of a GenBank genome assembly.
AAUCCGAUUUCCUCCUUAAUGAACAGAGCAUGAUGUCCAAUGGUAGGAGAACUGAGAUCCAGGCCGGAGUCAAGGCUACGCAUUCCCGGACGAUGCAUCCUGGACAAAAGUGGACGGCCGUUACCACGAUUAGGUGAAAACAGAGGUGAAAGUGGCAUGCCUCCAUCGGUGGAAGCUGACGCUCUGGCUGAAGCUGACAAUGCUGGUGGUGAUGGAGGUGUUGCUGGCCCGGACGAGGUUAACUGA